This is a messenger RNA of Pneumocystis carinii B80, 644 nucleotides long. RefSeq lists its product as hypothetical. The transcript has a single exon. Bases 47 to 598 code for a protein of 183 amino acids. Gene Ontology annotation, biological process: response to salt stress; protein folding; response to hydrogen peroxide. The record is from RefSeq and is a predicted model, not a curated record. NCBI's taxonomy places the organism in Eukaryota, Fungi, Ascomycota, Pneumocystomycetes, Pneumocystales, Pneumocystaceae.
UUUAUAAAGAAGCCGUAUUAUUAGCAGUUAGAAUUUUGAAGACCCAAUGUUAUUUCCUAGAGUGCUUGAGACUAGUUUUUUUCCUACGGAUUUAGGACGAUUGAUUCAUAGUACAUUUGAUGAACCUUUGAUUUAUUUCAAAGAGAAUCUAUCAGACAGAACUUUAUCUCCAAGGAUUGAUAUGUCAGAAUCUGCUAAUGGAUAUCAAAUUGAAGCAGAAUUACCAGGACUAGGAAAAGAUAAUAUAAUAAUUGAGUUUAUUGAUGAGAAAACGAUUGUUAUUCAAGGACAUAUUGAGCGAAAUAGUAGCAGUAAAUUGAAUGGAAAUGGGCCAACAGUAGAGGAGAUAUCGGAUGAAGAAUCGAAAUCUAAAUCUAAAACUAAAUCUCUUAAAGUUUGUGAAAAAAAUGUAUCAAAAAACCCACCUCAUGUUACCUAUUGGUAUAAAGAGCGAGCCAUGGGUGAAUUUAGUCGUAAAAUCCACUUUCCGACAAGUGUUGAUAGAGAUCAUGUUAAAGCAUCUUUGGAAAAUGGUAUAUUAAAGAUCAAUGUUCCUAAAUCAGCUUGUUCGGUUAGCAGAAGGAUUGCUAUUGAUUAGAUAUCUGUAAUGUCUUUUUUUGGCUUGAUAGUUAUGUUUCUUUGCG